AUGAUCAAGAGAGUCACACUCUCACACAUCGUCGUCUUCUUGCUGUUAUCAUCGGCCGUCGUCGAUGCCAAGUCAGCUCCGCAACCGGAAGCUCCUGGUAAUCCUACAAGAUUCCCCAACUGGGACCCAUCAUUCACUCCAGUGAUUGCGGCCCUCGUCUGCGCCUUCUUGUUCGUUGUCUUCUUCUCCGUCUACCUCCGUCACUGCUCCGACACCGACCUAGUAGUUGCUGGAAACACCACCGCCCAUUGCACUUCUUGUAGCCGUCAAGGCAUCGACCCGAAAUUGCUCGACGGCUUCCCCAUCCUCGUGUAUUCUGCCGUCAAACACCUCAAGCGUGGGAGUGCAGCGCUUGAGUGUGCCGUGUGCUUGGGCGAGUUCGAUCACCACGACAGGCUCCGAUUACUUCCGACAUGUAACCAUGUGUUUCACCCUGAAUGCAUCGACGCAUGGUUGGCCUCCCAUGUGACUUGCCCCGUUUGUCGCGCGAGGCUGACACCGGAGCACCACCGUGGCGGCAGUGGCCGCGAUGAUGUCGUGAUAGUGAUUCAGGAUGAGGCAAAUGCACAUCAAGUGCUUGAUGAAAGUUCUGAGAGUAGAAGAAGAACGGAGCUUAAUUCAGGAGAUCAAAGUAGUAGUAGUUUGGGUAGGUGUCAUUCAACGGGUCACUCUCUGAAUUUGGUUGAAACAGUAGGGAAGGACAUAGAGAGGUAUACUCUGAGGUUAUCGGAGGAUGUGAGGAAGCAGAUUCUGGCGAAUCACGGAGGAGGAAUGCGGCGUUCCUUGAGCUAUAAUGUAUUCCGGCCGCCGGGACGGCCAGGUGAAGGAAGCAGUGGAGAGCAAUUUGUGCGUUGA
This is a messenger RNA of Prosopis cineraria, 855 nucleotides long. RefSeq names its product E3 ubiquitin-protein ligase ATL6-like. NCBI's taxonomy places the organism in Eukaryota, Viridiplantae, Streptophyta, Magnoliopsida, Fabales, Fabaceae. The transcript has a single exon. The coding region runs from base 1 to 855 and encodes 284 amino acids. The record is from RefSeq and is a predicted model, not a curated record.